AGACGCUCGUGGGCGUGUGUGUGUCCGGCCAGUGACCGGAGGACGAGUGGUGUGGUGUUGUGAUAGUUAGGCAGAAGUCAGCGUAAUUUGGUGUCUUUGGGCGGUUCCCCGAGGUUUGCCCUUCUAGGAACACCAUGAACACAUGCACAUACACAUACAUGCACACAAACACACUUACGUAACUUGCAUAUACACAUACUCACGCACGCACGCACGCACAGAUGUUGUUCUCCAAGACCACAGUUCUAGUGGACUUGAGUCUGGCGGCAGGCGGGCCGGGCUUAAGUGCCUUCCUCCACCACACACAGGCGACUCUUGCGGCUUGGUAUGGUUCUGUCCGAAUAGGUGCUCGUUGAUGGGGGAGCGCAGAAGACGGACUCUGCUGGAUAUCCAGCUCGUACGACCCGGUUCCUCUACAGAGCGAACGCGGCGGCGGGGAGGAAGAGAAAGAAAGAGAAAAGCGAGUGGGCGAACGGAACACACGGCAAACUAGAGGCCAUAGACGUGGCAGAUGCAGACCACGGAGAGGACGCCGGAG
This is a messenger RNA of Colletotrichum navitas, 538 nucleotides long. RefSeq lists its product as uncharacterized. The transcript has a single exon. The coding region runs from base 143 to 493 and encodes 116 amino acids. NCBI's taxonomy places the organism in Eukaryota, Fungi, Ascomycota, Sordariomycetes, Glomerellales, Glomerellaceae. The record is from RefSeq and is a predicted model, not a curated record.